This is a messenger RNA of Coccinella septempunctata (seven-spotted ladybird), 1160 nucleotides long. Its product is annotated as cysteine and histidine-rich domain-containing protein. Bases 58 to 1068 code for a protein of 336 amino acids. Lineage: Eukaryota; Metazoa; Arthropoda; Insecta; Coleoptera; Coccinellidae. The record is from RefSeq and is a predicted model, not a curated record. The transcript has 5 exons.
AAAACGUAAUCUGAAGCAAAAUUCAACUACUUCUUAGACCUUUUCAGAGUGGAAAAAAUGGAGAAAACAGUAAUUUUGUUGCAGUGUUAUAACAGAGGAUGUGGUCAAAAAUUCGACCCCAAUGACAACAAAAAAGAUUCUUGUCGUCAUCACCCAGGGGAUCCAUUUUUUCACGAUGCUUAUAAAGGCUGGUCAUGUUGCAACAAGAAAUGUACAGAUUUUACGGAGUUCUUGAAUAUUAAAGGCUGUACGGUUUCCUUCCAUUCAAAUGUUAAACCUCCAGAGCCUGAAAAAGCAAAAACUGUGGAAGUAGAUGUAAAUGAAGUUAUUGAAGUUAAACCAAUUGUACCGAACUUGCUCCCACGACCACCUUUUGAUACUCCUAUGGCCGAAAUGAAGCCAGAUAUAGCCCCCUCUCUGAAGCAACAAGUAUUCAAUAAGAAAGCUGAAGAAAAGGGCACUUCUGAUACAAUUGCUGUUGGAACAGCAUGCAAAAAUGGGGGAUGCAAACAUACAUAUCUAGGACCUCAAAGCAAUGAUUCAAAUUGCAUUUACCAUCCAGGUUAUCCUGUGUUUCAUGAAGGUUUGAAAUUUUGGUCAUGUUGUAAAAAGAGAACAACUGAUUUUCAGUCCUUCUUGGAUCAGGUCGGCUGCGAGGAAGGAAACCAUUUGUGGAAAAAAGAGGUUAGCGAUAAAAGUAAAGUGAAUUGCCGUUGGGAUUAUCAUCAAACUGCUUCCCAUGUUAUAGUAACAAUUUAUGCUAAACAAUAUGAUGUAGAAAAGAGCAUAGUUCAAUUAAAUCCAAUUAGGUUGAAUGCUAAUUUGGUAUUUCCAGAGGACAAUACCAGUUUUCUCCUUGAUAUUGAACUCAAAGGGAUAAUUGACAUAGAGAAGUCUAAAUUAACAAUGUAUGGUACAAAAGUGGAGGUUAGUUUGAAAAAAGCUGAGCCUGGAAGUUGGCCAAGGUUGGAAGUACCUAGAUCAACUCAAUGUGAUCCUGAAAUAGAUGGGGAUACUGACAAAGAUAUAACUCCUAUGGUUGAAGCAGUUGACCUUUCCGAUUUAUGAUUUGGAUAUCGAUAUAUGAACUUGAUUCUAUCGAAUUGUUUUAUAAAAACGUCUUUGUGAGAUAAAAUAAAUGAAGGAUUUGCUUCAUUUUA